AUGGUAACUACUACUAAUAGAUUAGAUGUUACCUUUUUUGAUCGUUGUGUAUCUCUGUUUGUUGGAAAGAGAUCGAUUUCUUUAAACUAA
This is a messenger RNA of Cavenderia fasciculata, 90 nucleotides long. RefSeq lists its product as uncharacterized. Bases 1 to 90 code for a protein of 29 amino acids. NCBI's taxonomy places the organism in Eukaryota, Evosea, Eumycetozoa, Acytosteliales, Cavenderiaceae. The transcript is spliced from 3 exons. The record is from RefSeq and is a predicted model, not a curated record.